AUGGCUCAAAACGAGGACACCAAACUACACACCGAUAGUAGAGAAGAACAGAUAGAUCACAAACCUACGAUCGGUGAUAAGGUAUCAGGUAGCAUCGAGCAAGCUGUCGGUAAAAUCACCAAAAAUCCAGACAAGGUCACCGAAGGUCAAGCCAAGAAGAAUGGUGAUCUAACAGACCAAGCUCACCACGAGCGUGGACAUAGACAAGGAGUCGAAGAUAAACAUUCUCAUGAUCAUAUGAAAGAAUCAUCACACCCAUCACCUAUCAACCCAAACUCAGAGGGUAACGUCAACACUCAGGCUGAAGGUGCACAUCACGGACAUGACUCGGUACAUGCUUCUGACAUCCCUCGUCCACCAGCAACUACCAAUCCCUACGUGAUAGAUCAGUCAUCUACUCCCAUCGACAAUGCUGCUGCGCAAAGAGGUAUUUCUCGCCAAGCUACUAAUAUCCCUUUACCUCCCUCUCACCAAAAUUCAUUCGCCAACUACACCCCUACCACACGUGGAGAAGGAGGUACACCCUCAUCAGGAUAUCUAGCUCAUGGUGGAUUGCCUUCAGCGGGUCAAGGUCAGUCGGGUGUAGGGUUAGGUCAAGGUGGAGUGGCUGAUAGGAGUCUCUUCCCUCUGGCUCAAACCCAGAAUCAGGGUAAUUAG
Kwoniella botswanensis is the source of this 657-nucleotide messenger RNA. RefSeq lists its product as uncharacterized. The coding region runs from base 1 to 657 and encodes 218 amino acids. The record is from RefSeq and is a predicted model, not a curated record. The transcript is spliced from 3 exons. Lineage: Eukaryota; Fungi; Basidiomycota; Tremellomycetes; Tremellales; Cryptococcaceae.